Messenger RNA from Lachancea nothofagi CBS 11611, 3252 nucleotides. Lineage: Eukaryota; Fungi; Ascomycota; Saccharomycetes; Saccharomycetales; Saccharomycetaceae. The record is from the annotation of a GenBank genome assembly.
AUGUCGCAGGUCUACAAGUCGGAACUUAAGGACCAGUUCGUGGACGCAACGCUGGAGGAGCGCCGGCUGCAUGAGAACAAGACGCACGAGAAAUACUGGCUCAAAUGGGGCCCGUAUCUCAGCGAAAGGGCUUGGGCCACGGUUCGCGAGGACUACUCUCUCAGCGGAGACGCGUGGACGGCCUUUCCGUUCGAGCACGCCGCCUCGCGUGUAUUCCGGUGGGGUGAGGACGGUAUCUUCGGCGUCUCCGAUAAUCGCCAGCUGAUUUGUGCCAACCUGGCCAUGUGGAACGGCCACGACAAGAUUCUCAAGGAGCGUAUGUUCGGCGUAACGGGGCCGCAGGGAAACCACGGCGAAGACGUCAAGGAGCUGUACUACUAUAUCGACAGCACUCCGACACACUCGUACAUGAAGGCUCUUUACAAAUAUCCAUUUGCCAAAGCGUAUCCGUACGACGAGCUCGUGGCCAAAAGCGGCGAGCGUGGCUACCAAGACCGCGAGUUUGAAGUAUACCAAAUCGACGGACUCUAUACCAGCGAGGAACAUGGCGAUACGCCAUAUUUUGAUGUAGUUUUCGAGAUGGCUAAGGGCGAUGAUAACCCGAACGAUCUGAAUUUCAGAAUAACUGCUUACAACCGAAGUGACAAGAGGGCGGGUGAACUAUAUUUAAUGCCCCAGGUUUUUUUCCGCAACACUUGGGGCUGGUGUCGUAAAACCGCCUAUAAGCCUCAGCUCUCCAAGGGUGGCAACAACUACAUUGAUUUGCAAUCGGACAAAUAUGGCCACAGAACUGCAGUAUUUGCGCCAUCUCCAGGAGGAUUUGGCGAACAAGAUAUGGACACUCAAGACGUGGAACCCCAACUGCUAUUUACGGAAAACGAAUCGAACCUGGAGAAACUAUUCGAAAGUGGUCCCAACCCUGCGCCUUUCGCAAAAGAUGCCUUCCAGGAGUACGUAGUGGAAGACAACAAAGAGGCUGUUAACCCAGAAAAUGUAGGAACCAAGAGUUGUGCCGUUUACCAUUUCCCAAAAGUCCCACCGGGCGAGUAUGUUACCAUCAGGUACAAACUGACCGACAUGGAGCUACCCAAAUAUAACGAUGAAUUGGUCAUUGACGAAGAGGAGUUUGAUUCGAUUUUUGAAAGACGUGAAGAAGAAGCUGAUAAUUUCUAUUGGAAGAUCACUCCUCUCCACAUUAGUGACGAACUCAGACGUGUGCAAAGGCAGGCUUUUGCGGGUCUCAUGUGGUCCAAACAAUUUUACCAUUUCAUUCAAGAUCAAUGGUAUAAUGGUGAUCCCAACGUCAAACCUCGCCCUCCUCCAAAUAGAGCCAAUGGCAGAAACAAAGAUUGGAAGCACAUGUACACUGAUGAUAUUUUGUCGUUGCCAGAUAAGUGGGAGUACCCCUUUUUUGCAUCUUGGGAUACUGCAUUCCAUUGCAUUCCUUUGGCGAUGGUGGACCCUGAAUUUGCCAAGCGGCAGUUAGAUUUAAUGACUCGCGAAUGGUAUAUGCAUCCGAAUGGACAAAUGCCAGCUUACGAAUGGAAUUUUAGUGAUGUAAAUCCUCCCGUUCACGCCUGGGCUGUGUACCGGGUAUUCAAAAUUGAGCGGAACAUGUACAAACGUGAAGAUCGUGUUUUCUUGGAGAGAGUCUUCCAGAAGCUACUCCUCAACUUCACCUGGUGGGUAAAUCGAAAGGACUCAAAUGGACAAAACGUUUUCGAAGGUGGCUUUUUAGGCCUUGAUAACAUUGGUGUUUUCAACAGAUCCGAGCCUCUACCAACCGGCGGUACUUUGGAACAAGCGGACUCCACUGGAUGGAUGGCUUUUUUUUGCUUGCAAAUGCUCAACAUUGCAUUAGAAUUGGCAAAGGAAAACCCUGUUUACGAAGAUAUUGCAUCCAAGUUCUUUGAACACUUCAUUUUGAUUAGUGACGCCAUGUCUUUCAACUACACUAAAAAUACCGAGAGCGAAGAAUUUCAAGAGGAAAUAAAGGAGUCUUUAUGGAACGAAGAGGAUCAAUUUUAUUAUGAUGCUAUUUCGUGGGGCGGUCCGUUCAAGCAGCAGUUACCUAUUAGAUCUCUAGUUGGAUUGAUCCCCUUAUAUGCCUGCAUGACAUUAGAACCCCAAGUCCUGGACAAAUUCCCAAGCUUCAAGAAACGUGUCGAUUGGUUCAUAAACAACAAGCCUGAAGUGUUUGGGAGAAAUAUUGCUUCGAUGGAGAAUAGAGGAAUUGGUGACAGAUUGUUGCUGUCGCUGGUGACUAAAGAAAGGUUAGAAGCAAUUCUUCGACGUAUGUUGGAUGAGAGUGAAUUCUUAUCCGAUUUUGGUAUUAGGUCUUUGUCUAAGUACCAUGAAGAGCAUCCAUUCACAAUGGAUGUGAACGGUAAUCAGUAUACCGUGAAAUAUCUUCCCGGUGAAUCAGAUUCUGGUAUGUUUGGCGGAAACUCGAACUGGCGUGGGCCUAUAUGGUUUCCAGUGAAUUUCUUGCUGAUUGAAUCUCUUCAAAGAUUUUUCCUGUAUUACGGUCCCGAUUUCAAGGUGGAGUGUCCGGUGGGCUCUGGGAUAUAUUCAAAUUUGGCCGAGAUAGCGGAAGAGUUGGAACAUAGGUUAAUUCACUUGUUUAUGCCCGAUGAAAGUGGUGCUCGCGCAGUCUACAAUGGUGAACACUCAGAUAUGUUGUCCAAAGACGAAUAUUUCAAGGACCUAAUUCCAUUUUAUGAGUACUUCGAUGGCGAUACCGGGAGGGGUUUAGGAGCUUCCCAUCAGUGUGGAUGGACUGCUUUGGUGGCCAAAUGGAUUCAUGACGCAGGCGUCUCUUGUAUCCGUCUGCCACGCAGCUCCAGAAACUCCGUUUGUGUUUCUACAAACACUAGCAUUUCCUCACGUACUUCGUCUCCUGUCAGACCUGGAUUGGGACGGAUGGCGAGACGUAAAAGCGCAAAGUCGCUUGUUAAUUUGACAGGUACGUUACUGGACUUGACUGAAGAGGAAAAACAAAUGCACCGCUUAGGAAACGUUAGAGACCGCUCUGCUUCGACCGAAGUAACGCCAGACGAGUCGGGAAAGCUACCAGAAUCCGCAAAACCUUCUGACCGCCAACCAGAUGAUAGUGGCUCAAGAGCUCCUAGCACGCAUAACUCGGAAGCCGCUGUAAUUGAUGACCUGAAAAAGAAAAUGUCUACCUUUUCUCUGAAAAACGAUGCCAAAGAGAGGGCGGACGAGGAGCAGCUUGUCAACGCGCGCGAAUGA